CAGCUCUACCCUCAUCUCCCCUGCUGAUGCUGAAGAGGAUUUUAGUGGAGCUGAAGACAGGUAGACAAGGAGGAGAAGACAGAAGAAGAGUCAGAGCUCCAGGGUCUGGUGCAAGUCUUUGUAAAAUGCCAUCUUCCUUCAGCAGACUUCUCCAGUUAUUUCUUGUGUUGCUUUUAAUGAUGAAUUUCUUGAUGUGCGCCAACACAUUUGAGGCCAGAGUAAAACGUAAGAGAAUCUCAGAGAACAAGUAUAAUGAAGAUGUGUGGCAUCAAGAACAUCCUGAGAGACCACACAAAAGGUCAGGGGUGGCCAAGAAAGACAGGACUCGUGGUGGGGUGCCAUCAUUUAUAGCCGGAGAGGAUGUGGGGGAGUCAGGGGGUGGCCGGCAUCUGGGCAAUAAGAAGCAAGAAGGGUUUCAAAAUUUUGAAUUUCCUUAUAAUGAGAGAGAAAACCAACCACCGGGAAUUCACACCAAGGGAAGGAAGCACAAGGAGCAAAGAAGGGGCAAUCACAAGAUGAAGCACCAUAGAGGCAGAGGCUUUGAAGCCGAGCCCAGUGGUCUUUUGAAAGAAGAUUUAAGCCUCCGAGAUCCCACCCAGCUCAUUCACGCUGAGACAUCACCUGGUGUGUCAGCCACCGGUCCACCAUUAACCAUCACAAAGCCGAUGUAUAUUAACGAGCAGCAUCCCACAGCAGCGGUGGAGACACAACGCCGCACCAAGUCCCAUGGAAAAAAGGGAGGGGAUGUGAUGCCUACAUUAGACAUGACCAUGUUUGAUUGGACAGAUUAUGAAGAUAUGAAACCUGACACAUGGCCAUCACCAAAGAAAGGUAAACAGCGAGAAAACCUUAAUACGACUUCACUGGGUGAAGCGGAGCCAUGUGAUCAUCAUCUCGAUUGUCUGCCAGGGUCGUGCUGUGAUUUACGGGAACAUCUCUGCAAACCGCACAACCGAGGGCUUAAUAACAAGUGUUACGAUGACUGCAUGUGCACUGAAGGGCUCCGCUGCUAUGCUAAAUUCCAUCGCAAUCAGAGAGUAACCAGGAGGAAAGGAAGAUGUGUUGAUCCAGAGUCCAUUAACAAAGAUCAGGGAUCCUUUAUUUCUGUCUGAAUUGUAUAUGUGCGAUCUGGAGUGUAGAGGAGACAAUGACAUACGCCUCUGGCCAUGAAUAUUUGUAGCUCUUGUCCUUUACUGUCAUUCUUUGUAAUGACAAGGACAAAUUUGUACACUAAAAUGUGAGUUACUGGGACAAAAAUGACAGCGCCUCUGUUGCAAAUAUUUCUGUGCACAUUUAUAAUGGGACUGCACUUGGUAUUCUCAAUCAGGUGCUAACUAGUUGCUUUAAUGGCGGAGAAAAUGCAAUGUGGUCUGUGAAAAUCAAUGAUUUUGCUGCAGUUUUAUGAAGAAACCUUCAUAUAGCUCUGAUGCUGUAUACAGGCCUUUCAGUAAUCACUAAGAAUUACUAGCAAAAGAGUAACAAGAUAUAGUGACAACUACAGGAUCUGAUGGGUACUACACCCAAAGAACUUAAAAAUUCACCAUAAAAAUGAUCCUCUUAUGUCUUCCAGAAACAGCAUCACUAUUGUACAUAGGCUGUGUUUGGUAGUGCAGCUCGGUUCCAUUGACUUGAAUGAUGCAAUACCAGAUAUGACCAGUGGAUAUGAGUGUCACUGUUUCUAGAGGAGAAAAAAAAGUGUACCUUUUCUCCCACUGUCACAUACAAUUUUGUUAUGUUUUUCUGACCUGUGAAGCUGUUAAAUCACUAUUAAUUUGUUCUCAUGUUUCUAGGAGAAAAACAAAGUUACUGUGACUCCACUUGUUCAGGACCCUGGAUGGCUAUAAAAGCCACAGGGUUUGUUAUCCAGGUUUCCUAAAGUCCUGAACAGCAACUGUGUCCAGUUAUACAGCGAGACAGAUGCCUAUGAUUUGCCAUUCUGUUCUAGAACAAUUUGGUGACAACAUAUAUGGCUGCCAUUACAGCUACCCAGCUUACCUGCUAGUCUUCCUACAUGAUACAUCCUCUGUUCUAUAUCCUGUCUAAGUUGACAGAUGUAAAAGACUGGGACAGCUACAUAGCAAACCCUCUAAUGGAAGCAAUAUUGGUUGUCACCCAACUUUACCAGAAACACGUCACCAAGAAACAUCUGGAUAAAGACGAUGACUUAAAGGGCAUCUGUCAGCAGAUUGCACCUAUGAAACUGUCUCACCUGUUACAUGUGCUCUUGGCAGCUGAAGGUAUCCGCAUUGCUGAGA
Messenger RNA from Bufo gargarizans (Asiatic toad), 2255 nucleotides. It is a transcript of the gene DRAXIN, whose product is annotated as dorsal inhibitory axon guidance protein. Gene Ontology annotation, cellular component: extracellular region. Gene Ontology annotation, biological process: Wnt signaling pathway; axon guidance. NCBI's taxonomy places the organism in Eukaryota, Metazoa, Chordata, Amphibia, Anura, Bufonidae. The record is from RefSeq and is a predicted model, not a curated record. The transcript has 7 exons. The coding region runs from base 27 to 1112 and encodes 361 amino acids.